Molecule: messenger RNA, 2415 nt
Organism: Gadus macrocephalus (Pacific cod)
Lineage: Eukaryota; Metazoa; Chordata; Actinopteri; Gadiformes; Gadidae
Gene: pou2f2b
Product: POU class 2 homeobox 2b
Exons: 10
Coding region: 140-1525 (461 amino acids)
Biological process (GO): regulation of transcription by RNA polymerase II
Molecular function (GO): DNA-binding transcription factor activity, RNA polymerase II-specific; RNA polymerase II cis-regulatory region sequence-specific DNA binding
Source: RefSeq, a predicted model, not a curated record
AGGCCACCCCCUCCAGUCCCCCGCCCACUUCCUCCUGCCCCAGACCCAACAGGGCCCUCAAGGACUCCUGUCACAAAAUCUAAUUUCGCUAUCUCAGCAAAACCAAGGGGGCCUGCUGUCCACCCACAGCCGGCUGGGGAUGCAGGCACAGAGGGAUAAAGGUGUGGAGGUCGGUGGGGCGGGAGGCGGGGGCGGUUCGAGCUCCGUGACCCCUCACCCCGAGGAGCCCAGUGACCUGGAGGAGUUGGAGCAGUUCGCCCGCACCUUCAAGCAGAGACGCAUCAAGCUUGGCUUCACACAGGGGGACGUAGGUCUGGCCAUGGGGAAGCUGUAUGGAAACGACUUCAGCCAGACCACCAUCUCCCGCUUCGAGGCCCUCAACCUGAGCUUCAAGAACAUGUGCAAACUCAAGCCGCUGCUGGAGAAGUGGCUCAAUGACGCAGAGACCAUGUCCAUGGACAGCACCCUGCCCAGCCCCAGCUCCAUGUCCUCCCCCUCUGGCCUGGGCUUUGAGGGUCUGCCCGGCCGCCGCAGGAAGAAGAGAACCAGCAUCGAGACCAACGUCCGCGUGGCCCUGGAGCGCGCCUUCAUCACGAACCAGAAGCCUACCUCAGAGGAGAUCCUGCUGAUCGCCGAGCAGCUCAACAUGGAGAAGGAGGUGAUCCGCGUGUGGUUCUGCAACCGUCGCCAGAAGGAGAAGCGCAUCAACCCGUCCAGCGCCACCCCGCCCCUGCCCAGCCAGCCCCCCACGGCCCAGGCCACGCACAAGACCCCCUGCUACAGCCCCCACAUGAUGUCCAGCCAGCUGUCCCAAGCCGUGACGAGUCUGAGCAGCACACCAGUAGUGUCCACCAUGUCCUCCAUGUGCCCCCUGACCUCCAGCCUCAGCUCCACCCACCCCUCCCUAAGCUCCACCCACUCCAUCUUGAGCUCAGCCCACCCAUCUUUAAGCUCCGCCUCCUCCCCGGUGACUCCUCCCCCUGCACCUCCACGCAGCACCUCGAGCCCAGCCAUCCCCAGCCAAAGCACACUCAACAUCAACGCAGGCUUAUGGCGCAUGGGUAAAAAGAACGGUGACCUGUCUAACUACAUCACUGAUUUUGCUGCAAACUUGAGGAACACUGUGAUGGGAGUUAACACAGGGCUGAACCAAGCUCUCCUGGGUAACAAUCCCCUGGCCACUAUCCAAGCAGCCCUAGCAGCCAGUGGUGGCCAGCUGCCGCUUUCCAGUCUUGAGAGUGCCAGCAAGAUGCUGUUGGGGUGCGCUCAGGGUCAGGGAGGGGGGCUCCCUUCCUCCCUCUUCCUCAACCACCCCGCCCUGCUCCACAUGGGCCAGAACCCCGGAUUGGUCAGCUCGGCCCUGGCCAAAGCCUCCCACUCCUCCCUCUCCUCCCACUUCCCCUCUGCCAGCAGCAUCAGCCCCACCCUCUGCUCCCCCUCCCCUUGCUCAAGCCCUGCCUCUUCCUGCUCCUCCAGUGAGAUGGCGCACAGCCCGCCCUCUCUGGGAGGGGCCAAGAUUGAGUGACCUCGCCAAAGGUCAAUCAGAGAGGAGAAGGGGUAGGAGGAGGUAAAAGUAGGAGGAGGAGGAGGAGGAAGGGGGACAACGAGAACCUCGCCUUUCACACCAAAGCUAUCUUUCUCUCUCUCUCUCGUGCUCUUCUUCCGUUUUGUUUCACGCCACGCCUCUCGCUCUCUCUCUCCCGGUCUUUCAAUGCCAAAAAAUACACAGAAUGAAAGAGAGGAGAGAGGGAAGGAAAGCAGUGAAAGAGAAGGGGAGAAGAAAGGGGGAGAAGAAAGGGGGAUGAUUAAAACCAAAAAUCUUUAUCUAUCCAAACCGACGGGGAGAGGAGGCAAUGCGGGGAACCCUUUGUCCACACCGCUACCUGUGACCUCUUCCUCUCGCUAGACGUACCAAUGACUCAGCUGACCGCUGAGACGGAAGAGAAGCGGGGCCACGCGGCAACAGCGCAUAAACCAAAAAAUACCAAGAAAUGACAAAAGACAACCUUACGAUGUGACCAUGGAGCGGCGGCGAGAACAAAGGUGUAGAGGAGGACUGGGGUCGCUGUUUCAGGCGUCUUCUUCUUUCGCCGAGCUGCGGGUCCGAGCGAGGAGAAAAGAAGGGUGGAUGUUUUAAACCAAAAAUUUACCUGAGGAGUAAGAGGAGAAACUAACUGACAAAAAAAAAACGACAACCAAACCAAAACCCCAAAUACCAAAAAUACGGAGAGAAAAGCUUUAUUCAAAGGACUUGUAAAUACUAGAAGCUAUCCAGGACCAGAUCUCUACCACUUCUGCUACUACACACAAACACAAAUGCACACACACACACACAUACACACACAAACACACACACACACACACACACACACACACACACACACACACACACACACACACACACACACACACACA